This is a messenger RNA of Electrophorus electricus (electric eel), 3710 nucleotides long. It is a transcript of the gene orc1, whose product is annotated as origin recognition complex, subunit 1. Lineage: Eukaryota; Metazoa; Chordata; Actinopteri; Gymnotiformes; Gymnotidae. Gene Ontology annotation, biological process: mitotic DNA replication checkpoint signaling; DNA replication initiation. Gene Ontology annotation, cellular component: nuclear origin of replication recognition complex. Gene Ontology annotation, molecular function: ATP binding; ATP hydrolysis activity; chromatin binding. The record is from RefSeq and is a predicted model, not a curated record.
GGUGUUGUAACGAUAGACUUGAAGCAAACUACAGAUAAAAUAACGUUAGUCAUACUUUUUAUGUCGUGUUUUCAAGGGGGUUCAUUAAAGAUAUAAAUAUGUAUAUAUAACCUGUAGUGUUCAUGUAAAAAGUUUGAGUUGGUGGGUUAUUUUAAGCAAAAAUGAGUCACUACCGCGCAAUGUUACGUGUGCGAAGGUUUUACAGUUUGAAUGGAAAUCCUAUACAUGAAGACAGAAGAUUGGGGAGACGGUAUUACCAAUAUUUGACUAUAGUUGUGGGUGAGAGGGAAAACAAUGCAGUGGUGUCUUUAGGACAGCACAUUUUAAUUGAAGGAACCGACGAUGACAGCCCCUUCGUUGCACAACUUCUAAAGCUUUUCUGGGACGUUAAUAGCAACCAGAUGAAAGCAGUGGUGCACUGGUUUGUGCGUAUGCAUGAAAUAGCCCAGAACAAGCGAAAGCUCCUGGGCAGGGACCCGCAUCCCCAGGAAGUCUUUUACUACCAGGAUGGCUCCUGCGAUUGUGAAGUGAAUGUGGAAACUAUACUAGGAGCUGUUCAGGUAAAGCAUAUUCCUGCUGCGGAUCCUUUCCCAGAUAAUGAGAGCGAGGAUACUCUGUUCGUUAAACUUAUAUGGGACACCAAGACUUUUCGGAAGAUGCCUCCUCCGGUCCCCAAAUCUCCGUCACCUUCUGUGCCGGUGACCCGAGCUCGUGCUCUUCCCACCCCAGACCCCACCGUGAUGAAACGGGCCAUGGCUGGCCUCCACCCACACAGCUGCAUGAGCACUGGUAAAAUAGGCACAGCAGAAGCCGAGUCAGCCCACUCAGCCUCCAAACUCUCCGCCGCCAAAAUACUAAACGUGAAGAGGAGGAGCAGGGUCUCUUCCAACCCGAAUAUUCGAAAGAAGUUGGAGCUCUGCAGUCCAGCUAAGCAUCUUACAAGAGAUGAUGUCCUUGAUGAGAUAUUGGAUGAGGACAAGGACACACAGGAAGACCUGGUGACCAAACUGGGCAGUUUUCCAAUUCAUAGCGUAUCCGUCUCCUCCUCUCGCCUGACCCCUCUCUCAACUCCUGAGAAACCUUACACCAAAGAGGGAAAGUUCUCCCUCCGACCUAUGAACAAACCUAGUGAAACCACAGUGGACAACCAUGACUCUGGCAGGGACUUUAUUGGGGUCCACCCCCUAGAAGAUGAUUUGUUUAGGCUGGAGCCAGGACUCAUCAGCAAAAAUAGAACCCCUCGUAGGAGAGAGGCCACUCCAAGGAGAGUUAGCCUUAGGCAGAAUGCACAGACCCAGUCUGAGAGAACAGAGGCUGCUGCGCUCCGAGAGCCAGCUCUUGCUGUGCUGAGGGAGGAGCAGCACGAGAUCUCGCCUGGACACAGUGUUCACACGGAUUCCUCCAAGAGGAGAUCGGCCCGCAUUAAGAAAAAGCAGCUGAGCCAGCUGAAUAACCACAAUGACCUGCAGUCCGACGGCGAAGAUGCAGAUGAUGAUGGCUCUUUUGUGCCUGCUGAUCUUGACCGGGGAAGCAGCAGUGAUGAGGAAGAAGAGAGCUUAAUGGACAGUGAGGAUGAACUCAUUGUGAAGAGGAGCAGGCGCGGGACGGGCAGGAGAACGCCUCACUCGACUGUCAAGAGCAGGGCAUCAGCUAGAACCCCACGCAGAAUGCCCAGCAAGAAGGCUGCUCCUCCCACUCCCCAAACGCCUCGUCAUGCCACCCCUAGCAUUCCUAACAGGAGCCAGCCAGCCAGGAAACCUGGGAACAUGCUGGAGGAAGCACGUGCAAGGUUGCAUGUGUCCUCCGUUCCUGAAUCCUUACCAUGUCGAGAGCAGGAGUUUCAAGACAUCUACAACUUUGUGGAGAGCAAGGUCAUGGAUGGCACUGGAGGGUGCAUGUACAUUUCAGGAGUACCUGGCACGGGCAAGACGGCCACGGUGCACGAGGUGAUCAGGUCUCUGCAGCAGGCAGUGGAGCAGGAGGAGCUCCCGCCCUUCCACUUCAUCGAGAUCAACGGCAUGAAGAUGACUGACCCACACCAAGCAUAUGUCCAGAUACUGCAGAAACUGACGAACCAGAAAGCAACAGCAGAUCAUGCGGCUGCCUUGCUUGAAAAGCGGUUCAGUACACCCGCACCAAAGAAGGAGACCACGGUGCUGCUGGUGGAUGAGCUGGACCUUUUGUGGACCAGGAAACAGAACGUCAUGUAUAACUUGUUUGACUGGCCAGCAAGAAAACACGCUCGCCUGGUGGUGCUGACCAUCGCCAACACGAUGGACCUACCCGAACGGAUCAUGAUCAACCGCGUGGCCAGCCGCCUGGGGCUGACACGCAUGUCCUUCCAACCAUACACUUUCAAGCAGCUGCAGCAGAUCAUCACAUCUCGACUGAACAGGGUGAAGGCUUUUGAGGAAGAUGCUCUUCAGCUGGUCUCAAGAAAGGUGGCUGCCUUGUCGGGCGAUGCACGCCGCUGUCUGGAUAUCUGUCGCCGCGCCACUGAGAUCUGCGAGCAACAUGGACAGCAGGGUAGCACUGGAUUGGUCGGGAUGAGUCAUGUGAUGGAAGCCUUAGACGAGAUGUUCUCUUCCUCCUAUAUUACAGCUAUCAGGUGUGCAUCUCUGCAAGAGCAGCUCUUUUUGAGAGCAGUGAUUGCAGAAUUUCGUCGGCUAGGACUUGAAGAAGCUACAUUUCAGCAGGUGCUCGUGCAACACCAGGCUCUGUGCCGUGUGGAGGGGCUGCAGCCCGUAAGCGUGUCUGAGAGCCUGGCGGUGUGCCAGAGGCUGGGAGCCUGCCGCCUGCUGCUGUUGGAGCCCAGCCGCUUGGACCUGCUGCUCCGUGUGCGCCUCAAUGUGAGCCAGGAUGACGUGCUGUAUGCCCUGAAGGCUGAGUGAGCCCCAGCACCUAGCUCAGAAAGGCUAAGGGCCACGUCUCUACAUAAGGUUUUCUUGGCCUCAUAAAACCCUCUUUAUGCUAGACUUCAGUAACUUGUUAAGUCUGGUGAAGCAUGACUAAGGGAUUGGACCUGCUGGUCUUUUUACACCUGAGGUAAUGGACAGAUUUCUAGCUAAUACAAACAAGAACACGAAAUCUUAAAUUUAGAUUAUAUUCGCACCAUUGGCAAGCACUGAAGGCUGCACACAAAGAUGACAAAAUAUUCCAGAUGUCCACAUUGGUACCUGUAUUUGUAACGGAAUUACCUGUUCAUCCGUGUUGAGCAUGAAAUGCAUUGUCAUUUAAAGAAAACAUUUAGAUUUUAACACUGGAGAGCCAGCCUUGACCCAUUCUUUGCUGACCAAUUGUCCUUCUUGUCUGUGUAAAUGUGUGGGUAGAAUUAAAUCAUGUUUUCAUGGGCCAGUUAAUGUUUUAUGCCCUUGUAUUUUCUCUUAACUUUCUUGAACUCAAUAAAGCCAUUAAAGAGCAUGAUCCUGAAUUAGAUUUUUGUAGGACCAUGAAUGCAGUUCAUUGAGAUUAGGUAUUACAUACUCUAAAAGCUGAAGAGCAUUAGAAAUGUAUUGCAAUCCAUUAGAAUACCAGUUUGCAAGCUGUGUUCAGAUCAAGAAAAUAUAAGUCCUUUUAUGUCUUAUUUAAAUUAGCAAUGUGAGAAAACGUAACAUGUUACCUAUUCCAUUUGAAAUGUAAUCUACGUUUUACCAGUAAAGAAUAAAAUAUAAAACACUGAAAAUUGUACAGAAAUUACAUUUAAUCAAAUG